GCUUUGAUAGUAAGUCAGCCGUGAAUCACCUGAUCACAAAUAUUAGUAUAUAUAUGUAUAUAUAUCGGAAAUUUAUUUUGUCUCUAUGUCGCUAGAUUCUAGAAAAUCCAUUGACACUUCUUGCCACGAAACUAUCGUCUGAUAGCAAUGGACUACCAAAAAUAUUACGAGAAAUACUUGGAAGAUGGCUGCAUCAAAAUCGAAAAUUUCUUGACCCCGGAAGAGGUGGACUCGAUGAAGAGAGGACUGGAGGACCUGGUGGAAAACAUGGGGGAAGAUGUACACGUUCAUUCGGCUUACAGUGAUCCCGAAAAAAAAGAAGAUGAAGAAUACUACAUCAACUCGGCAGAUAAAAUUGCUUACUUCUUUGAAAGCGACGCUUUUGAUUCGGAUGGAAAUAUGAUUGUGGAAAAGAAGAAAGCUUUGAACAAGAUUGCUUACGCCGUUCAUUGGUGGAAUCCCCAGUUUAAGCAGAUCAGUUUCAGCCAAAAAGUUAAAAAUUUAUUGAAAACUUUUGAAUAUAAAGAUCCAGUGAUAUGUCAAAGUAUGCUAAUUUUCAAACAUCCAAAGAUCGGAGAAGUGUUUCGACCUCAUCAAGAUUCCACUUUCCUGUACACCGAACCUCCCAGCUGCAUAGGCUUGUGGAUGCCCCUGGAGGACGCGACCGUCGAAAACGGGUGUCUCUGGUUCCUCCCAGGCUCGCACAAAAGUGGAAAAAUCUACCAACGAUACGAAAGAAAUCCGGAGAAGAAUCCAUUCAUGGUCAUGAGGGGAGAUUUUCCAGAUUUCGAUCAGGACAAGUACCUACCGAUUCCGGCCAAGAAAGGUGACCUCGUUCUGAUUCACGGAUCAGUACUGCACAAAAGUGCGAGAAACAACACGGACAAGCCCCGAAUAGUGUACACUUUCCAUGCUGUUGAAAAGACGAGCAAAUGGAGCGACUUAAAUUGGGUACAAGCAACUGAAAAAUUGCCCUUCCCAUCUAUUUACGAGAACUGAUAAAAUCACAUUAUCGAAUGCAAAAAAAAAAAAAAAAAAAAAAAAAAAAACACUGUUUGUAAAACAAACAAUAUUAUUGCUAUUGUUUGUUGAUUAUGGAGGAAAUUAAAAAAAUAUUCUGGAAAGAUGAGGGGAAAUAAAAAAAAUAAAAAAUAGCUUCGAGAAAAUGUCUUCCAAGAUUUCGUAAAUAAAAA
Molecule: messenger RNA, 1193 nt
Organism: Argiope bruennichi
Lineage: Eukaryota; Metazoa; Arthropoda; Arachnida; Araneae; Araneidae
Product: phytanoyl-CoA dioxygenase domain-containing protein 1-like
Exons: 11
Coding region: 148-999 (283 amino acids)
Source: RefSeq, a predicted model, not a curated record